CGAACACUGCCCCGCCAAAUACUGAUUUCGGCGUAUGGUCUUGUACGCAGGGAAGCUAUAUCAAGAUGUGUUUAAGCAACCGAUUGGAAUAUUUCAACCUGAGACUGUAAAUUUAUGCAUCCGUCUUUUGGAAUCUGUCUGAAAUCUUAAGUUGUCAUCAUGAUUGGCGAGAGGAGAAAGAACUCAUUUUGUACUCGUCUUGUUUUAAUGUUAUGUUUAACCUGGGCUGCCGAGUCUCAAGCUGAAUUAUACCCUUCCGGCACCGGCAGUGGUGAUACUGCACUCAGCAAACAGAAUGACAUUGCACAACUCGUGGCGUUGGAUAGACUCUUUCCUUUUGGUGGAAAAUACCACAGCACAUUAUAUAUAGGUGACAAUGGAGUUAUUUCUUUCGAUGACGCAGUUUCCGAAGAGGCGGAUGGAGCCAGAUUCAGAAAUUUGCCGUAUUACUACGACGUUGACGGCGACGGGCGAAUUGAGGACCCGGAUACAAUCUUUGCAUUUUGGGCCGAUGUGGAUAUUACAGGUGACGGAGGUAACGUAUAUUACCGCGUAACAAGCAGCACUACAACACUCGACCAAGCGACUGCAGACGUCCACACCUACUUCCGAAGCAAUUUCGACUUUAGAGCUCAAGUCGUCAUUGUGGUCACGUGGGACCAAGUCUCGUUUUUCGACCAAACAGGUGCCUCGGAUCCACGAAAUACAUUUCAGGCGGUCCUUAUUCACGACGGGCAAGAAUCUUUCGUCCUGCUUAACUAUGGAUCUAUCACUUGGGUCGUUGGGACAAGGAUGGAUGGAGAUCCCAAUACUGGUCUCUACACUGAUACACAACUUGGCAUUGCAAUCGUAAGUAGGCGCUACUAG
Strongylocentrotus purpuratus (purple sea urchin) is the source of this 867-nucleotide messenger RNA. RefSeq names its product sushi, nidogen and EGF-like domain-containing protein 1. NCBI's taxonomy places the organism in Eukaryota, Metazoa, Echinodermata, Echinoidea, Camarodonta, Strongylocentrotidae. Gene Ontology annotation, biological process: cell-matrix adhesion. The record is from RefSeq and is a predicted model, not a curated record. The transcript has 5 exons. The coding region runs from base 160 to 867 and encodes 235 amino acids.